UGUUUUACACAGAACACAAAGCGUAUUAACCCACACACAGGUAAGGAAGGUGAGAGGCCACUGAUAUGUUCAGAGUAUGGGAAAUCUUUUGCACAUAAAUCAGAUCUUGUUAUACAUCAGAAAAGUCACACAGGUGAGAAGCCAUUUCCAUGUUCUGAGUGUGGGAAAUGUUUUGCACGGAAAUCGCAUCUUGUUAUACAUCAGAGAAGUCACACAGGUGAGAAGCCGUUUUCUUGCUCUGAGUGUGGGAAAUGUUUUUCCCAGAAAUCACAUCUUGUUCUACAUCAGAGAAGUCACACAGGUGAGAGGCCGUUUUCUUGCUCUGAGUGUGGGAUAUGUUUUUCCCAGAAAUCACAUCUUGUUCUACAUCAGAGAAGUCACACAGGUGAGAAGCCAUUUUCUUGCUCUGAGUGCGGGAAAUGUUUUUCCCAGAAAUCACCACUUGUUACACAUCAGCGAAGUCACACAGGUGAGAAGCCAUUUUCUUGCUCUGAGUGUGGAAAAUGUGUUAGAUGGAAAUCACAACUUCUUACUCAUUACAGAAGUCACACAGGUGAGAAUAUAUUUCCAUGUUCUGAGUGUGGGAAAUGUUUUUCCCAGAAAUCACAUCUUGUUCUACAUCAGAGAAGUCACACAGGUGAGAGGCCGUUUUCUUGCUCUGAGUGUGGGAAAUGUUUUUCCCAGAAAUCACAUCUUGUUCUACAUCAGAGAAGUCACACAGGUGAGAAGCCAUUUUCUUGCUCUGAGUGUGGGAAAUGUGUUAGAUGGAAAUCACAACUUGUUACUCAUUACAGAAGUCACACAGGUGAGAAUAUAUUUCCAUGUUCUGAGUGUGGGAAAUGUUCUGCACACAAAUCAGAUCUUAGAAACCAUGAGAGAAGUCACACAGGUGAGAAGCCAUUUCUCUAACGUCCUAAGUGGAUGCUGGGGAGUCCGUAAGGAC
Messenger RNA from Pseudophryne corroboree (corroboree frog), 943 nucleotides. RefSeq names its product gastrula zinc finger protein XlCGF17.1-like. Lineage: Eukaryota; Metazoa; Chordata; Amphibia; Anura; Myobatrachidae. Gene Ontology annotation, molecular function: RNA polymerase II cis-regulatory region sequence-specific DNA binding; DNA-binding transcription factor activity, RNA polymerase II-specific. The annotation marks the transcript as partial. The record is from RefSeq and is a predicted model, not a curated record. The transcript has a single exon. Gene Ontology annotation, biological process: regulation of transcription by RNA polymerase II. Gene Ontology annotation, cellular component: chromatin; PcG protein complex; transcription regulator complex.